AUGGCUCCCCGUCGAAAGUCUGUCCUGAUCACCGGCUGCUCUGCUGGUGGCAUCGGUGCAGGCCUAGCUGAAGGAUUCUGCGAGAAAGGAUACCACGUCUUUGCGACAGCCCGCACCACGUCAAAGAUUUCCCAGGGCCUAGCAAACGCAUCCAACGUCACUGUUUUGGAACUGGACGUCUUGAAGUCAGAGUCCAUUGCCGCUGCCGUCGACAGCGUCAAGCAGAAAACCGGCGGUACGCUGGACGUUCUCAUCAACAACAGUGGCCAAGCAGCCAUCGCGCCUGCAUUAGACGUCUCGAUUGAGGAAGGCAAGAAAGUUUUCGAUCUUAAUUUCUGGGCUCCGCUCGCUAUGCUCCAAGCUUUCUCCCCACUACUGAUCGAGGCCAAAGGUUGCCUUGUCAACAAUGCAUCCUGUAGCGCCUAUCUCCCCAUGGCACUCAUGAGUGUGUAUAAUGGUUCGAAGGCUGCCUUGAUCUCGGCAAGUGAUACUUGGCGCCGUGAGCUUAAGCCCCUCGGAGUCCGGACCAUCACACUGGCCACAUCCUCUGUGGGCUCUUCAAGUACCCCGACAGUGUCUGAAGUCAAAAUCCCCGAGACUUCUCAUUAUUAUGGAAUCAAAGAUUUCGUGGAAGGCGUUCCAGGGCUGUUGCGCCAGCCAGGCGCAGUCACACCUCGGAAUUAUGCAGCACGAGUAAUCCGAGAAGUUGAGAAGGGAACAUCCGGGACGAUCUGGGUUGGUACUUCUGCUGAAAUGGGCAAGCUCGGCUAUUAUUGCUUCCCCCAAUCAGUUAUGGAUGCGCUUAUCGAGAGCGUAGUCCCAUUCAAUAAGGCCAUGGCCCAAGCAGCCAAGAAGUAA
Molecule: messenger RNA, 858 nt
Organism: Clonostachys rhizophaga
Lineage: Eukaryota; Fungi; Ascomycota; Sordariomycetes; Hypocreales; Bionectriaceae
Source: the annotation of a GenBank genome assembly